Contarinia nasturtii (swede midge) is the source of this 1473-nucleotide messenger RNA. It is a transcript of the gene mfrn, whose product is annotated as mitoferrin. Lineage: Eukaryota; Metazoa; Arthropoda; Insecta; Diptera; Cecidomyiidae. The record is from RefSeq and is a predicted model, not a curated record. Gene Ontology annotation, biological process: iron import into the mitochondrion. Gene Ontology annotation, molecular function: ferrous iron transmembrane transporter activity. Gene Ontology annotation, cellular component: mitochondrial membrane. The transcript is spliced from 9 exons. The coding region runs from base 479 to 1432 and encodes 317 amino acids.
GAAUAGAAACGUACUCAUCGGAUUUGGAGCACACGGUCGUGUGCAAACACACAUUGUCAAUCAACACAAAUACGAACACGCGGUGUAUAUCAAAAUAAAAUAAAAAAAGAAACGAAAUGAAAUAAAGAUACAUGCAUGUGGAGCAUUAACUGACAGAUUCGAUAUCAAUUUCUUAAAUACGUAGAAUCACAUUUUUUGACAGAAAUGCGAAAGAGUUGAAAAUUUAUCAUUACGCGAACGUUCAACCAUUCGAUCGCACAUUGUGAUUAAAUAAGUGCUUCAAUCAAAGGAACAAUUGAUAGAAAACAGUGAUACGUUCCAGAAAAAUAGACGGACUAGACACUAAGUAGUUGACAAAAUAUUUCACAUCUGAAUACAGUCACAUUUGAUAAAAGGAGUCCAGUACGACGAGAUUGGAUUUACCAAUUAAUUAAAUCAAUUAUCUGCAAAUAAAAAUCAAUUAUUAUAAGGACAGAAUAUGAAUUUCGAUGAUUAUGAACAAUUACCCACAACGUCACAUCUUCACAAUAUGAUUGCUGGCGGAGCAGCUGGCAUUUUGGAACAUUGUGUCAUGUAUCCGGUAGACUCUAUUAAGACACGAAUGCAGAGUCUGCUGUCACCCGCAACUAACCAUACUCUAGUCAGUACCUUUAGCCACAUGAUAAAAACGGAGGGAAUCUCAAGGCCAUUUCGCGGUAUUACAGCUGUUGUAGCUGGCGCUGGACCUGCACACGCAUUCUAUUUUGCAACAUACGAACAUUCAAAGAAAGUGAUGUCACAAGUAUUUCCUCAGUAUGAUCAUGUUAACUAUGUUAUUUCGGGUGUAACGGCAACAUUAAUUCAUGAUGCUAUUUCAAAUCCAACAGAAGUAAUAAAGCAACGAUUACAGAUGUACAAUUCGCCGUAUAAAACUGUUAUUAAUUGUGCCGCUGGUGUUUAUCGCAUUGAGGGAUUCAAAGCCUUUUACCGGUCAUAUAUAACCCAAUUAUGUAUGAAUCUACCACAUCAAACCAUACAUUUUACAACGUAUGAACUAUUUCAAAAUAAGCUGAACAAAGAACGCAAGUACAAUCCAGGUGUCCAUGUUGUGGCUGGUGGUGCAGCGGGUGCAAUAGCGUCAACGUUCACGACACCAUUAGAUGUUGUAAAAACUUUAUUAAAUACUCAAGAGACCGGCGCCGGUGUAACACGCGGAAUGAAGGAAGCAAUAAUACAGAUCUACACAGUGGCCGGUCCAUCGGGUUUCUUUAAAGGCUUGGUAGCUCGUGUGCUGUAUUCUAUGCCGGCAACAGCAAUUUGCUGGUCAACCUACGAAUUCUUCAAAUUUAUUCUAUCAAACAGAAACAACGAGAAUUACGUUACGUCUAGAGAAUUGCCUUCAAUAUCACAAAUGUAUAUUCGAGAACUUCAAAACAGUAAAAUUGAAAAAUAAAAAAAUGGGAAAUUGUGAUUAAAUGGUCAAUUUAUUUUUAA